AUGCUCUUUGCCAUUGAGGAAAUUAAUAACAGCACAGAGCUCCUGCCAGGAAUUACUCUGGGCUAUAAAAUGUACGAUACUUGUGGUUCUAUUGCAAGAAGUGUGAGAGUUGCACUGGCAUUACUCAGUGGUAAUGAAAUUGAGGCUUCACCUGCAAAUGCAUGUAGAACGCCUGCACAAGUACAGGUGAUAAUGGGAGAGACCUCUUCCUCUCCUAGUGCAGCAAUUGCCACGGCUGUUGGACCCUUGCGGAUCCCAAUGAUUUUACAGCAUUUGCAAAAGAUUCACUUUAAAACAAAGGAAGGAGAAGAUGUUUAUUUCAAUGAGAAUGGAGACCCACCGGCUAGAUAUGAAGUUAUUAACUGGCAACCAACCAACAAAAACAUGGUUAAAUUUGUCAGUGUUGGAACAUAUGAUGCAUCUCUACCUAAAGAUAAACAACUGAAUGUGCAUAGUUUGUCUUUGAUUUGGGCUAAAAACUCUCUUCAGGUCCCUGAGUCAGUUUGCAGUAAGAGGUGUCCUCAUGGAACCCGCAAAGUCCUCCAGAAAGGAAGACCCGUCUGCUGUUAUGACUGCGUGCAAUGCACAGAAGGAGAAAUGAGCAACAUUACAGAUUCUAUCACCUGUUUAAAAUGCCUCCCAGACUUCUGGUCAAAUGAGGAAAGAGAUGCCUGUAUAAAAAAAGAAGAACUGUUCCUGUCUUAUGACGAAAUUAUGGGACAAUUACUAACAGCAGUUUCUUUAAUUGGUACAUGUAUGACUGCUGUUGUGGCAGCUAUCUUCUUCAGACAUCGGAAAACACCACUUGUUAGGGCAAAUAAUUCUGAACUAAGCUUUCUAUUGCUCUUCUCUUUGAGUCUGUGUUUCCUCUGUUCCCUGACCUUCAUCGGCCAACCCUCUGAGUGGUCCUGCAUGCUUCGUCAUACAGCUUUUGGAAUCACCUUUGUCCUCUGCAUCUCAUGUGUUCUCGGCAAAACAAUAGUGGUUUUAAUGGCAUUUAAAGCCAAAACCCCAGGUAGACAUGCCAGACAAUGUUUCGGCCCUGUGCAGCACAGGUUCAGUGUUCUGGGUUUUACUCUAAUACAAGUUGUCAUAUGUAUCCUUUGGUUAACAAUUUCUCCCCCUUUCCCAAUCAGGAACUUCAAGGAAUUCAAAGAUAAAAUUGUUCUGGAAUGCAAUUUGGGAUCCACAAUUGGUUUCUGGUCUGUGCUUGGAUAUAUAGGGCUUCUUGCCAUGCUGUGUUUUAUCUUUGCUUUCCUGGCUCGAAAAUUACCUGACAAUUUUAAUGAAGCUAAACUGAUCACCUUCAGCAUGCUGAUAUUCUGUGCGGUGUGGAUCACCUUUAUACCAGCAUAUGUCAGCUCUCCUGGGAAGUUCAGUGUGGCUGUAGAAAUUUUUGCUAUUCUAGCUUCAAGUUUUGGAUUGCUAAUUUGUAUCUUCGUCCCAAAAUGCUUCAUCAUCUUACUUAAACCAGAGAAAAAUACAAAGAAAAAUAUGAUGGGAAGGGGGUCACAAAAAUAGUUUUAAAACAUUUAAUUAAUUUGGAUUUUUUUUUCUGCAUAUGUAAUGAUUUAGAUUGUAAAGUUUUUACUCACUACUUAUACA
Molecule: messenger RNA, 1605 nt
Organism: Cyprinodon variegatus (sheepshead minnow)
Lineage: Eukaryota; Metazoa; Chordata; Actinopteri; Cyprinodontiformes; Cyprinodontidae
Product: extracellular calcium-sensing receptor-like
Exons: 4
Coding region: 1-1521 (506 amino acids)
Biological process (GO): G protein-coupled receptor signaling pathway
Cellular component (GO): membrane
Molecular function (GO): G protein-coupled receptor activity
Source: RefSeq, a predicted model, not a curated record